AUGGCACCUAUCCCAGUAAUGAUUCGCGAAGCAGCUGAGUUUGAGAGUCAGUACGGCAUAUCCUGGACAGACUACGGUGCGCACGCCAACUACAGCAAGCAGGAAAACAUCUCUCACGAGUUCCGGGAGUGGACUUUUUUGCUCGUGGUCAUUGCCAGUGUUCUUUUUGCGAUUAUCGUGGUGGGCAUCAUCGCCCACUUUUGUUUCUGGGGAAGACACAGGUAUCCGCGGCAAAUUACAUCUCCCGAGGAUAAGAUGAAGGACGCUGAGUAUCUAGAUACGGCUGAGGAACCCCGCUCAGAUGGUUGGAUUUGUUUCAUUCUGGCCUGCCAUGCUGCCAUUACCCUCAGUGGUGUCUGA
Messenger RNA from Penicillium digitatum Pd1, 360 nucleotides. RefSeq lists its product as uncharacterized. NCBI's taxonomy places the organism in Eukaryota, Fungi, Ascomycota, Eurotiomycetes, Eurotiales, Aspergillaceae. The record is from RefSeq and is a predicted model, not a curated record.